GUCCUCACAACACAGCCUCAGCACGCCUCAUCUCCUCCACCCAGAGCGAGUGGAUCAGAGAGAAGCAGAGGAGAAGUGACGGGAAAACAACAUCAGCAUCACCGACAAGCAUCUCCCUCACCGGGAGUGGGAGAGAGAGGGAAGGAAAAGGGGAAGGAGGAGGAGGGGGGAAGAGAGAGAGCAGAACAGUGUGAGAAAGAAGUUUUUAGUUAGAGGGAGUACAAGCGAGUGAGAGUUUGGAGUGAGAGAGCUCGGUGGGUGGCAGCGGAGCUUCAUUUUCCGUUUCCUUUUCUUGGCUCUGAGUGCCGUCUGCCUCCUCUCUCCUCCCGCUCUCCUCCUCUUCUUCUCUACUUCUCUUCUCAUCCCGUCUCUCCUCCAAGCUCCCGCCGUGGGGUCUCAGCUCUCCGUCUCCCUCCCCCCUCCCUCGCUCCCUACCUCCCCGGGCGCUGCUGGGAGCCUCCGGGCUGCUGCGCCGCAGGAGGAUGUCACGCCGGGAGUCUCCGCCGCCACCCUCGCCACCUCCGCAGCUGCUGGGAGUGCAGAGAGGAAAGGUGGAGUGCGAGGACCGUCCGGAGCGCGCGGAGCCGCUGUCCGACACCGAGAGGGAGAUCAUCCAGGACACAUGGGGGCACGUCUACAAGAACUGUGAGGAUGUGGGGGUGUCUGUUCUCAUAAGGUUUUUUGUCAACUUCCCAUCGGCCAAACAGUAUUUUAGCCAGUUUCAGCACCUGGAGGAUCCUGAGGAGAUGGAGCGGAGCAGCCAACUCCGGCAGCAUGCCUGCAGGGUGAUGAAUGCCAUCAACAGUGUGGUGGAAAACCUCCACGACCCUGAGAAGGUGUCGUCGGUGCUGGCCCUGGUGGGAAAGGCCCAUGCUAUCAAACACAAAGUGGAACCCGUGUACUUUAAGAUCCUGAGCGGUGUGAUGCUGGAGGUGUUGUCUGAAGAUUUCCCAGAAUUCUUCACGGCAGAGGUGCAGAUGGUGUGGACCAAACUGAUGGGGGCGGUGUACUGGCAUGUGACGGGGGCCUACACAGAGGUGGGCUGGCUCCAGGUCUCCAGCUCGGCGGUGUGAAGAGUCGGGAAGAAGAGGUGGUAAAGAAGUUUUCAGUGGACUCAAUAAAGUUUAAAGAGAGGCAAAAUAAUGUGUUUAAAAUGUUGAUGGAGAUUUUGCGACGAUGGUUUCACAGACAUGGAUCAGAUUAACGUGGUAAUCCGUGCGAUUUAGUUUCUUUAUUCAACUUUUUUUGGAUGCAUUUUGGUGCUAAGCUUUACACGUCUCGGAGAUCAGACCAGUUGGACACCAAGUAAUGUAGCCAAACAUCAUUUUAUUUGACUGCUAUUAGAUUUUCACUUACAUCAGUGGCGCUCUGCUGUGUUAUCACUGCUAAGGCUAGCUAUCAGUUCGACAUCCGCACACACUGCUGUUGCUGCCAGAGGCACACAACAAGUCACUUCCUGUGUAGCAUAAACUCUUCCUUUUUAUACACCUACUGAGAUAAGACUGCUCCAAAAGUGUUGAUAAACUUCUAGGAUCAAUUAAAUUUCUGCCAAGUUGACCAGUCCUUCUGUUUGUAAGCCUGUCAAGCUUUGCAUCCUUGCAAAGGAUUCAAAAUUGUAACAGUGGCAGAUGCACUUUAAUUAGAGGCAAAUGAGGAUAAAAGCAGAAUUUGGUAAUCAACAUUAGCUGUGCAAGUUAAUAUAUUUCUAGAGUUGUAAAUAUGAUAUGUAACAGCAGCCUGCAAAUACCGUAAAAGACGAAAAGAUACGUGUCAAAAGUGUGGAAGAGUUUUUUUGGGGGGAUGUCCUAUCCGGCACUGUAGCAAUCAGAAUUAUUGUCUGAAGGCCAAGAAAAAACUCCAACAGAUUUAUUUUCCCAAGCAGACCAUUAUGGCUUUUUCUAUACUGGUCCACUUGAUGAUCAUAUUUUAUUCGACCUUUAUUAUUAUUAUUAUUAUUAUUAUUAUUAUUAUUAUUAUUAUUAUUAUUAUUAUUUGUUUAUUUUCUUGUGUGAAGGUAUCUUAUGGAGUCUUUAAUACCCGGCAAACACAGCAUAAACAGCGACAUUGUCUCCCAGACAAAAUUACUGAAAAAGAUCACCUUUUGUCAGCUAACAAAAACUAAAAAUGGGCCGAUGGGGACGUUGUUUCCAUGUAAAAUAGAGAUCCAGCCAAAUGGACAAACUAAAUGCAUGUGUCCUUGUUCCUUUGAAAACAAAGAUAAUUGACUGAGAGCUAAUUUAGUUACUAAAUAACUGUUAACAAACUUCAUAGUUCUUCUCCAUUUACGCAAACUACUGAUGACUGUUUUUAAAAUAAAUAAAUAAAACACUUUCAGACGUUUAUCUUUUUAAAAUCAAUGCAUCUUAAAACAGUGAGAGAAUUUUAACUUAUUCUUAAAUUGUUUUCAUAUUAAACAGUAAAAGGUGAAAUUUAAUUGUAUUAAAUUUGAUUAUGUCACCUAUGUUUGAACAGGUUUUAAAUACAUAUUGUCUCGGCUUGUUCUAAUGAUCUAAUCAGUUGUUGAACGUGGAUCUCUUGCUAGAAAAAUAGGUCCAGGGUUGUUGAGAAUGUUUGCUGGGUAUGUUCCCGCAGACGUUUAUGGUACAUAAUAGGAACCUCUGGGAACUUGUCACAGGGGUUAGCCUUAGGAUGAACUGUCUCAAAGCCAAAUAAAAUGACCUUUUUUUUGUGUGACUGCACAACUAUUUUAAAGCCUUGUUUGAAUGAAAAAUAGACAUCCAUGAAAACUGUAAUUUAAAAUGUGUCAAAUUCUACCCAAACACAGCAAACGGUCUAUUGUAUUUUAUCAGAAUACUGUAGAAAAUCCCCCCACCACAUCCUGAAACACAAAGCUUGACAGGCCCGCUCUUACAUACAUGUCUUUUCUUGCCCCAGAUGGAUAAAAGACAUUUAUUUUCUAAAAAUAAAUGCGGAUUAUACUUGACCGAGUUCAUAUCUGUGGAAACCUGCAGUUUCAAGGCGGCGCACAUGAAUACACCUCACAAUACUUUGAAACAUGGAAGAAAUGCUUAGACACAGAAUGACUUUUAGCUAUUAGAGGGGGCAGUUAGUUGUUGAAGCCCUGGCUACGGGACCAUGGAGCUGCUGACUGUUAAUAGAUACUCUUUGUGUCCUGCUUCAGUAUAUCCUCAUGUUCAGGGGACCUGUGGCCCCUUUUCUCUCUAUUUAAUGUCUUGUUUAACUUUACUGAGGUGUUGUUUGUAUAAGUGUACAGUGAGUAAAUGUGCAUACUCUUCUACCUUCGUUUACAACUCAAGGACACGACCUGUGGACGCGUAAAAGAGGGGUGGCUUUGCUUUUUUUUCCUCAUUUCAUCUCAUUGCACACACACUAACAAUGUGAAAGUGAGAUGGAAAAUAUCAGCAGGUGCACGCUUACACUUUCACACGCAGGCAUGCCGUAAGACGUCUCUCAUGUGAAUAUUUACAGGACGGUCGCUUAGUUUACAUCUUUAAAACCCGAUCAGAGAGUCAUGCUGCUUUGAAGUCUCCAUUAAGGGCUUUAGAAACCCACUCUGGAGAUCUGUGGAAAACACAUCUGUUUCAGAAGUGCCAUCAGUCGGUUUCUUUAGAUCUCUGACCCAGUCGAAAGCAAAAAGAAAUAAAAUCCAAGUAUUACAGAAUGUGGCCUGUGCUGCCUUCUCGUUACCUUACCUGACCUCACCUUCUUUGAAGUGCAUGUGCUCCUGCUGGCAGUCCCCAUCUUCUCAAACAUACACGGCAAAUCUGUUUAGGGUGGACACUUGAUCCAAUCUGCAGUUUGCGUCUGCUGCAGUGACGUCUUGUAUCUCCCAUCUGACCCCCGUCGGCAUCAGCAUCUGGCAUUAAUGAGGAGGUAAUGAGUCUCCUCUCCUCCUCCAUUUGGCCAUUCAUCUACUGUAACUUCCCAUUGCCUCUGCUCGGAGCGCGUCACUGAGAAGGAAAACAAUUACGAGUGGACAGAUGGCAUUAAACCCACCACAGUCAUUCACAACAGCGCUAUAGACAUGCAUACACGUCUUUCAUUGACUGAAAGCAGAUUCAGAUUCUCGAUUACAAAUACACAAAGGAAAAAAACUGGGAUGCUGUGAAAAAUGUAAAUAAAUACAGAAAUGCAAUGAGUUGAAAUUUCAUUAACUAUUAUUUUAUGUAUAAUAGAACAUACAAAACAAAUCAAAUCACUAAAGUGAGAAAAUGUAAAACUUUUAAGAAACUCAUUUUGAAUUGAUGGCAGCAAAACAUCUCAAAAGUUGGGACAAGUCAGUGAUAACCGCUCUGUAGCAUCCUUUAUCUUUUAACAACAUUCUGUAAACAUCUGGGAACAGAGGAGAACAGCUGCUGGACUGUCUCCCCCCCCCCCGCACCCAUCCCCGUCCUUACUUCUGAGAAACUCUGCCUCUCUAAGACGCUCUUUUUAUACCCAAUUAUGCUACUGACAUAUUGCCAAUUAACCAAAUCGGUCCUGAAAUGUUCCUCCAGCUGUUUCUUUUAGCACCACUUAAUCUCCAGCCUGUUGGCACUCUGUUCCAACUUUUUUUUAAGACGUGUUGCUGCCAUCGAACUAAAAAUGACAGAUUUCCCCCGAAAUUCUAAAAUGUCUCUACUUGAUCAUUUCAUAGAUAAAAUAUGGGUUUGAGAUUUGCACAUUCUUGCAUUCUGUUUUGUUUAUAUGUUAUACAGCGUCCCAACGUUUUUGGUAAAAGCGUUCUCUAAUGUUCUAAGUGUUUUGUUUUUGUCUUGCACCAGUGGGUUUAAAUAUUAUUCUGUCAUGAUAUCCUUUAGAAAAACAGCCCCCUGAUGUGUGAUUGAAUUUUUUAUCAAAGAGCCCAAGUGAAAAAAAACACGCACUGCUUGUUUUUAGCUCAUCUGACUGAAAGACUGAGCCUUUGGUGAAGCUCGGUCAUCAGGCGUCAUAGGCCUACAGUACUGGUCUGAUUUUAGUGAAGCUUGCACACUUAUCACUUAUGACUUCAUGGGUCUUCACCCAAACAAUGCUCAAGGUCAAGUUUAAAUGUGUUGUUUUAUGGGCCCUUGAUCACUUUCACUGUACAAACUUCAUGCAUACUUACCGCUUCACCAAUCACUCGCACCUGAUGUACUGAACAGCAUUCAAUUCAGUCCAUUUAGCAAAAUCAUUGACAUAAAAGAAUAAAACAUUGUUGCAUGCGCUACAAAAUAAAUAAUAACAACUUUGUGAAAUAUCAAAGGUUGCGAUGACAUCAAAUAUUACUUUUGCACACAUUUUGCAUACCACUUGGUCAUGAUGGGGAGGGGGGCGUGGUAACGGAGGGCGAGGUCAUACUGGUUGAAAUUCUUUUGUUAAAGAAGUAAAAUGAAUAAUAAUAAUAAUAAUAUAUACUAGCAGAUGCCUCUCUCCCAGACAGAUAUAUUGUAUUAUAGAGCUGAAUCAAUGUAGGAUUCAAAACUAACCUUUAUUCAGGUUGAGGACAAAGGAGUACAAAAUCCUUCAAAGAGACAAAUAACAGAAACUCCAGGCACGCGUGAAGGCAGAAUAAAAGGCAGUAUUAAUAACCACUUUGAGCUCUAAGAGAAGGAAGCUCGGACAAUUUAUACACACAGGAGGCCAAUCAGGAGAGGCAAACACAGCAGUGCAAACAAUCAGGAGAAAAGCACAGGCAGGAAGCAAAACUGAUGUAAGAAAGCUAGACUUCAAAAUAAAAUGGUAAACAAAUGAGACGACACUUGAAGCAGACACAGAGCAGCUAUUAACAAAAGCUGGGACACAGAAAGAAACACAUAAGGGAACCACAAAACUAAACAUUGCAUUCAAAACUUUCAAAAUUCAGAAGUGAGACUAAACGGGCCAGACCAUUGAUGACGUGACGGUAAUCUGUGAAUGGCGAUGGAUCGUGUACCUUAUGAGCUGCUACAUCAACCACCUUGUGCUUCACUGACAGUGAAACAAGGCCAAGAAUUGCUUCAUAAUUUGGAUUCAACUCUUGCUUUUACUUGAUAAAUUAUAUUUGUUUUAUUAUAUCUGAACAAUUUGAGCAAAAUUGUCUCUCGAGUGGGCCUCGCUGCGUCGAGGAAAUUAGUUUUAUUAUUGGCUCAAAUUCAAAGACUGAAAAGGUUUUUAAAUUUGUCUACUUGUGUUUGGUCCAAGUAAAACCAAUCAGAUAUUUUAAUUUUACAAACAGUUAAAACUGUAAAGCCUGAGCCACAAAAAAUUGCCAAGAUAUUCAAAUUGUUUGUUUGAACCUUCUGACAAAGUAAGAAAAAUAAUUACAUAUCAGUUUUCGUAUAUGAGUUUUAUUUUAUAUCAUUUUUGCAUAUAAGAAAAGCAUUUAAUGAGGGCUAGGGUUAAAAAAAAAAAUCACACUGAUGUAAAUGUGUCAAAUAUGACGCACCUGGUGUUGCAGGGUUAAUCCUCUGCUUAUUGCAUAUUUUCAGUUGAUGAUUUUAAAAACAGAGUUUAAAUAAAGCAAAAACUUUAAUAAACUGUAAAAGUGGUUGUAGCUGCUGUUGAUUUUAAAAAAGGUGUGAUAAAAUAAGUCCUUAUGUGGUCAUCUCCCAACAUUUGCACACCAGACGUUGAUGAAAAAGCAGAUUUACUUUUCUUUUGCUCUUUUUUUGAACAGAAACUCUUUCUGUUACUGAUUUAUUUAAACAGACGAGGCGGUCUUCACGGGGAGGUAUGGUAAAUAUCUCCAAGCAUCUCCUCUGAAAUGUCCCACACGCACACAGAAGCAGAGAACAAACUUCUUUAUCUCACAAAUAUCUAGUUUACAUCCCAACGUAUUACAUUCACGUAGCGGCUCAGUUUCACUGAUUAGCCCGCCGUAAGAAAAUGUCACUUUGUGAUCUUUAGAUAAUGAAAUGAAAACACUAAUUGCUGCUUUAACGACUCUCGACUCCUGCAGAUGUUUACUAAAAGCUCCCCUUCCAAGCUGAGCAGCGAGCUAAUCUCUCACAGCAAUGAGUCAGACAGGUGGAUAAAAAUACACGCAGGAGUCAAACAAACGUCAAGAAAACUGUUUCCACUUGGGCUCAAAUCGCUUUGGAGGCAGUAAACCUGCUGCUGGUCUUGAAUGAUCUGGUUUAAAAAUGCACUGCGGUCCUUUUCAAAGCUGCAGGCUCUCUGCACCUCGCCAUCUGUGUGCAGCACGAACCUCACCACAAUAUAAACACACAGCAUUAUGUGUAGACACAUCCUAGUUAAACACAUCGCUUCAUCGCUUUCCACACACACACGGUUGGGCAUGUUCUCACAUGCAAAGUUUACUACUGCAGCAUCUAUUGCAACAUAAUUCACUUAUUUUAAUCUAAAAAUGUAAAUUUUUUGGCUCAUUCAAUCCAUAUCAUAUGUUCAUGUUCAUUCCCUUUCAGCUAAUAAGGGCAUCACAGCACAUGUGGACUUGUGUGUUUUUGUUGUGAAAUGUUCCUGUCUAUGAGUUGGAAAGUUAGGACUUUAUAUUUUUCUAAAUAUAUCUCUGAGGAGGGUUCAGUGUAUUUCAGUACUGUAUAUGCAUAUGUAACUGUAUACUGUUGCUGGGAGCGAAUUCAGUGGCUUUGUAGUGUUUUUGAGCAUGUUUGCACAGACUUGUACCUUCGCAGACCUGGUGAAAAUCAAUCAUGACCAUCAAUAAACUCUACUUGUAAA
This is a messenger RNA of Oreochromis niloticus (Nile tilapia), 7620 nucleotides long. RefSeq names its product cytoglobin 2 (gene cygb2). NCBI's taxonomy places the organism in Eukaryota, Metazoa, Chordata, Actinopteri, Cichliformes, Cichlidae. The transcript has 3 exons. Gene Ontology annotation, biological process: oxygen transport. Gene Ontology annotation, molecular function: oxidoreductase activity; iron ion binding; oxygen binding. Bases 483 to 1073 code for a protein of 196 amino acids. The record is from RefSeq and is a predicted model, not a curated record.